AUGGAUGUGGCCAUCACGACGGAAGGCUAUGCUGCAUUUCAGGAGGACAGUUCCGGUGACGAAGCUGAAAGCCCUUCAAAGUUGAAGCGGUCCAAGGGAAUACAUGUCUUCAAGAAACCCAGCUUUUCCAAAAAAAAGGAAAAGGAUUUUAAAAUAAAAGAGAAACCCAAAGAUGAAAAACACAAGGAAGAGAAGCAUAAGGAAGAGAAGCAUAAGGAGAAGAAGUCAAAAGACUUAACGGCAGCAGAUGUUGUAAAACAGUGGAAAGAGAAGAAGAAAAAGAAAAAGCCAAUUCAGGAGACAGAGAUACCUCAAGUGGAUGUUCCAAGUCAUAGGCCCGUGUUUGGCGUUCCCUUGGCCGACGCGGUGGACAGGACCAUGAUGUACGAUGGCAUCCGCCUGCCAGCAGUUUUCCGUGAAUGUAUAGAUUACGUAGAGAAGUAUGGCAUGAAAUGCGAAGGCAUCUACAGAGUUUCAGGAAUAAAAUCAAAAGUUGAUGAGCUAAAAGCAGCCUAUGACCGAGAAGAAUCUCCCAACCUGGAAGAAUACGAGCCAAAUACAGUAGCCAGCUUGCUGAAACAGUACCUGCGAGAACUGCCAGAAAACUUGCUUACCAAAGAGCUCACGCCCCGCUUCGAAGACGCUUGCGGAAAGAGCACGGAGGCUGAGAAAGUUCAGGAGUGCCAGAGGUUGCUGAAAGAGUUGCCGGAGUGUAACCACCUCCUCAUUUCUUGGCUGGUUGUGCACAUGGACCACGUUAUCGCGAAGGAGCUGGAAACAAAAAUGAACAUCCAGAAUAUCUCCAUAGUGCUCAGCCCUACUGUCCAGAUCAGCAACCGUGUCCUGUACGUGUUUUUUACGCACGUCCAAGAGUUCUUUGGGAAUGUGACCCUCAAGCCGGUGACAAAACCUCUCCGCUGGUCAAACAUGGCGACGAUGCCAGCACUUCCAGAAACGCAAGAAAGCAUCAAAGAAGAAAUCAGGCGACAGGAGUUCCUACUGAACUGUUUACACAGAGACUUGCAGGCAGGGAUAAAAGACUUAUCCAAAGAAGAGAGACUCUGGGAGGUGCAAAGAAUUUUAACAGCUCUGAAGAGGAAACUAAGAGAAGCAAAGAGACAGGAGUGCGAGACCAAGAUUGCCCAGGAAAUCGCGAGCCUUUCGAAGGAGGACGUCUCCAAAGAAGAGAUGAAUGAGAACGAAGAAGUCAUCAACAUUCUGCUUGCCCAGGAGAAUGAGAUUUUAACGGAACAAGAAGAACUGCUGGCCAUGGAGCAGUUUCUGCGGAGACAGAUUGCCUCAGAGAAGGAAGAAAUAGAUCGCCUUCGAGCAGAAAUAGCGGAAAUACAGAGUCGCCAGCAGCACGGCCGCAGCGAGACCGAGGAGUAUUCCUCUGAGAGUGAAAGCGAGAGCGAAGACGAGGAGGAGCUGCAGGUCAUCCUGGAAGAUUUGCAGAGGCAGAACGAGGAGCUGGAGAUCAAGAACAAUCACCUGAACCAGGCGAUUCACGAGGAGCGAGAGGCCAUCAUCGAACUGCGGGUGCAGCUCCGGCUGCUGCAGCGAGCCAAAUCGGAGCAGCAGGUGCAGGAAGAGGAGGGGCAGGAGAAGCGCGGGGGCGUGCCGCAGCAGCAGAGAGACACUGUCCCAGAGACGAAAGCAGCCAAAGAGCAGCCAAAAGCCAGCAAGGAGCAGCAAGUCAAGCCAUCGCCGAGUAAAGACCGGAAAGAAACUCCCAUUUGAUCAGGCUCCUUGGAUAUGCAUAAAGUCGACCGAACUGUGCAAAUUACUGUAAUUUGGGUCACACUGCACAAAUCAUUGCUGGCUGUGUACAU
Molecule: messenger RNA, 1832 nt
Organism: Eurypyga helias (sunbittern)
Lineage: Eukaryota; Metazoa; Chordata; Aves; Eurypygiformes; Eurypygidae
Gene: RALBP1
Product: ralA binding protein 1
Exons: 9
Coding region: 1-1740 (579 amino acids)
Biological process (GO): endocytosis; positive regulation of GTPase activity; small GTPase-mediated signal transduction
Cellular component (GO): membrane
Molecular function (GO): GTPase activator activity; small GTPase binding
Source: RefSeq, a predicted model, not a curated record